Messenger RNA from Racocetra persica, 770 nucleotides. NCBI's taxonomy places the organism in Eukaryota, Fungi, Glomeromycota, Glomeromycetes, Diversisporales, Gigasporaceae. The record is from the annotation of a GenBank genome assembly.
AUGACAUUGAAGAACAGCUGGUUACUCGUGGCAAAAUAGCCCUGGUAGAAUAUCAAGAAAGGAAAUUUUUAGCUGAAGUUAAAGAAGAGGACAGCAAUUUAUUAAACAAGUACGACCAAGUAACCCUUACCUUAUUAGAUAAUAAAAAAAUAGAACUCAAAAGUAAUAAAGAAACCUAUCCUUAUAAAUACGUAGUUUUUGAAAAUAAUAAAGAUAAUAAGGCUUAUAUGUUAAGAAUUAAUUAUUUUAUUCAACAAAUGGUCAGCGAAGUAGAAAAAAUGGCUCGCGAUGCUUUUUUAUGCGAAAGAAAAUUAAUCUUUAUUGUGCCCGAGCAACCUGAUGAAGAAGACGCAGAAUACUUAAUUAAAAUUAGAAGACCAGGAAAAUUGGGCGGAGGAGAAGCUGCUGAAAUGGAGAAGUAUCUAGGAAUCAGACAUGAUCCAUUGGUUCAAAAACAAGAGCGAGCCAGCAUAGCCGAAGUAAACGCCUCCACUUCUUCUUUUGAUGCAUUUGAAAGGAGAGGAUUUAGAAGCCGAGUUAAAGGAAUUAAAGAAUAUAUCAAAGUUUUUGAGAAUAGUAAAGGAACCUGCGAAUUUGAUUGUGAUAGUUGUGGUUAUAGCACUAUAGAAACAAAACAAGAAAGCAAAUGGAAUGGAGAAAUGCGAGAUGGCUAUCGAAUAGUUCCGAAAAAAAUAUUAGGUAAUACUGGCAAUCGUAAAGGGAGAGAUGCUGUUGCUCGGGCAGAAGUAGAAUAUUGCGAGAAUCGCUGA